Messenger RNA from Salvelinus fontinalis (brook trout), 1666 nucleotides. RefSeq names its product somatolactin beta (gene smtlb). Bases 42 to 731 code for a protein of 229 amino acids. Lineage: Eukaryota; Metazoa; Chordata; Actinopteri; Salmoniformes; Salmonidae. The record is from RefSeq and is a predicted model, not a curated record. The transcript is spliced from 5 exons. Gene Ontology annotation, cellular component: extracellular region. Gene Ontology annotation, molecular function: growth hormone receptor binding; growth hormone activity. Gene Ontology annotation, biological process: growth hormone receptor signaling pathway; positive regulation of growth; positive regulation of receptor signaling pathway via JAK-STAT.
UAGGUUAUCCAGAGUGUAGUUUUCACCUCAACACCAGCAAAAUGAACAACAACAAAGCUCUGCAUGGCUGUGUGUUGCUACUACUCUGGCCCUUCCAAGGCACUACGGGGUCUAUGGCGGAGUGUCAGGAUCCUGGUAGCACUCACUGCACCAUCUCCCUGGAGAAACUCCUGGACCGGGCCAUCCAACACGCUGAGCUCAUCUACCUGGUCUCAGAGGAGUCUCUCACCUUGUUUGAGGAGAUGUUUAUUCCCUUCCAUGUUCGAAUUCCGUUGACUCAAACAGGGAACACGUGCACCACCAGCACCUUAUCCAUCCCCACUUCCAGAAGUGAGGUCCAAGAAAACUCUGACAAGUGGCUUUUGCACUCCAUUCUGUUCCUAAUCAAGUUCUGGAUUGAUCCCCUGGUCAAGCUGCAGACUUCGUUGGAUCGCUAUGACAAUGCCCCCAUGGCACUGAUCAACAAAACCAAGUGGAUAUCAGACAAGCUGAUGAACCUGGCGCAAGGAGUGACCAUCCUCAUCCAAAAGAUGCUGGGUGAGGGUGAUGUGAUGCUGGAGAAGAACAACAAGAGCCUGGCAGACUACCCUGUGAAUUUUGACAUGUUUGAAUCGGUGCUCAGGGACUAUACCUUACUGGCUUGCUUCAAAAAAGACACCCACAAGAUGGAGACCUUCCUCAAGCUGCUCAAGUGCCGGCGGAAAGGUGGCCUGGGCUGCUCUCUUUUAUAGCAGAGACCCUCCAGUAUGGAGUAGCGUGAAGUUGCUCCUAGAUGCUGACCUCGGGUCAGUUUUGAAUUUCCCCACUAAUGGCUAAGGUUAGGAUUGGGGGAGGAGAUCCUAGAUCUGUACCCAGGGGGAACUUCUCCUCGGAGCCUCCAGUAGAUACAAUCUGUCCUUUCAACCGACUACCUGAAAUGAACACAAGCAUUAUUCCCCUCUUCCUCCAACAACUUCAGCUGCUUUCUGUAGUACCUAUCAACAUGCUAAAGUUAAAUAUGCCAUGUAUGUUCUUGCUGCCCUAUCAAGCUUGCUUGAAUACCUGUAAUGGUAGCUAUAUAGCUAGGUAGGGGUAAAAUGAAAUGGUAUGUGAAUACAUGUCUAUUUCAAAUUUUUACUUUAAGCAAUUCUAACAUGUGCUUAUACAAUCUGUGCUAACAUAGCAUUUAGUAUUUUAUACACAAUAUGUUGACAUAGCAUUCAGCAUAGGAGCUGCAGAAGAUAUGUCUACAAUAUGUCUCCAUGUUUAAAAAAAAGCACCAGGAAUGGGAGCUCGUGUUGCCUUUUUAAGAAGGCAAGCGAGAAGAGAUUAGAACAGCAAAUAUAAGAACAGCAGACCGACAUCUUUGUACAGAGGGGGAGGUAUGACUCAUCGCAAUCCUCCUCAUGUUAGAAUAGAAUAAUAUAUACAGGGACACAACUUUGGUUUUAGAAGUGGGGGGGACAUAAAUUGUCAGGGGGUCUUCCCUCAGAUUUUUUUGGGGGGGGCAUCAAAAGCUUAUUUCCUGCAUUUCUACUAGGGCUGUCCCCAACAAUAACAAAAAUAUUAGUCCACCAAGAGUAGUCUUUUCUUUGGACCAAUCGAUGGGUCUACAUUUUAAAAAGUGUAUUUUUCCGUAUAUAGACACACCCUAUGUGUUUUAAUAAAAUCAACUAUGUGUCCUGAA